UGCAGACUUUGUUAUAUCAAAGUGAGAAGACAGGUUUUGCUGUUUUCCAAAGAAAAGAAGCUAUAAAUCUGAGGAGUCAAAUUCUAUCUUAGCAGAGAAUAGAAUUUGAGAAGCUGCAGUUUCCCAUUUAGGCAAUGUGAACACAGGAGUCCACUGAAAGAAGGAAGAAGGUUGCUUUCAUUUUCACUGCUUUUCCUGUCCAGGGAGCCCAAGCAGCAAUGGCUGACAAGCUAUCUCAAGAAGAUCCUAUCAACAUGGUGAAGUCACUUGCAAAGAACUUCCUUGAUGGCAUUUUUGAUGAUUUGAUGGAAAAGAAUGUGUUAAAUGGAGAUGAGUUACGAAGAUUAGGAGAAGGAGUGAAACUCAUCGUGAACAGGACUGAAAGCCUAGUUGAUGAUGUCACUGAGAAAACUGAAAUGGCAGGCAAAAUAUUUGUGGACCGGCUCUUCAACACCAAGAAACAGCUGAGAUUAACUCAUCCUGAAAAUGAGGAUGAUGAGCCUGAGAACAGUGAAUCUUCUUCCUUGACAGAAUCUGAAAAUGAAAAUGAAGAAAAUGAAGAUGAGCAAAAAGCUGGAUCACUGCAGGCAUUGGCUGUCCCUCCAACAGAAUCUGGGAGUGAAAAUGAAGAUGCUAAACCUGGGAAGCAUGCUGGAUUGUGCCAGGCAUUGGUUCUACCUCUGACCGCUCCCCUGGAAACCCAGGCUUCCCAACCCAAUCAUAAGUUAAAGCUUUGUCCUCCUGAUCUUCUCCAUAGACUAAAGACAACAAAGGCAGAUGAGAUAUACCCAGUAAUGGAGAAGGAGGGCAGAACACGACUGGCCCUCAUCAUCUGCAACAAAGAGUUUGAUUAUCUUCAUAACCGAUAUGGUUCUGAAGUUGAUCUUUUGGGGAUGCAAGACCUACUUGAAAACCUUGGAUACUCAGUGGUUGUAAAAGUGAAUCUUACAGCUCUGGAAAUGGAAACAGAGCUCUUACAGUUUGCUGCCCGGAAAGAACACCAAUCAGCGGACAGUACAUUCUUGGUGUUUAUGUCUCACGGUGUCCUGGAAGGAAUCUGUGGGAUAAAGCACUCAGAACAAGAGCCAGAUAUACUUCACGAUGAUACAAUCUUCCAGAUUUUCAACAACCGUAACUGCCAGAGUCUAAGAGACAAACCCAAAGUCAUCAUCAUGCAAGCAUGCAGAGGCAGAGGUGAUGGGACCGUUUGGGUGACUGACAUGGGAAGAGCCCCUGCAUGUAGAUAUGACCAUACCUUUCAGUGUUACAUCUGGAGUGAUGCGGUUACAAAGACCCAUGUGGAGAAGGACUUCAUUGCCUUCAAAUCUUCAACUCCACAUAAUAGUUCUUGGAGGAUGGAUACAAAUGGCUCUCUCUUCAUUUACCAAGUUAUCCAAUACUUCAAAGAAUAUUCUUGGUGUCAUCAUUUGGAGGAGAUUUUUCGAAAGGUUCAACGUUCAUUUGAGAAACCAAGUGUGCUGGCUCAGAUGCCCACCAUUGAAAGAGUGUCCAUGACACGGUAUUUUUACCUCUUCCCUGGCAAUUAAAGCUAUUAUGAAACUUCUCAGGAAAAAAAAUGAAAGCAUUAAGGCCUCUACUUUUUUACUAAAGAAUUUAUUACUUUAAAAAGUGAUUUUUUUCUACUUAUUUUU
Messenger RNA from Phyllostomus hastatus (greater spear-nosed bat), 1652 nucleotides. RefSeq names its product caspase-12-like. Gene Ontology annotation, molecular function: cysteine-type endopeptidase activity. The transcript is spliced from 12 exons. Gene Ontology annotation, biological process: regulation of apoptotic process; proteolysis. The coding region runs from base 219 to 1547 and encodes 442 amino acids. The record is from RefSeq and is a predicted model, not a curated record. NCBI's taxonomy places the organism in Eukaryota, Metazoa, Chordata, Mammalia, Chiroptera, Phyllostomidae.